AGCUCGCGAGAUUUUGCUGGUUCCGCAUUUCGGGUCUGCGAGGUGGGGGAGGCGGGCACAGCGGGCGUCAGGGUGUGCACGGCCUGGUAGCGGCUGCAUCUCCAGCUCGGAACGGCGGCGGCUCGGCUUCCGCUGUCAGCGAGCUGAGGACCGUACGCUCCCUCUCGCCGGCUCCGAAUCCUGACGGGGGUGGGGGCCAGCGGCCCCUCCCCUCCCCUCUGAAGACCGAAGAUGAGCUUCCUCUUCAGCAGCCGCUCUUCUAAAACAUUCAAACCAAAGAAGAAUAUCCCUGAAGGAUCUCAUCAGUAUGAACUCUUAAAACAUGCAGAAGCAACUCUAGGGAGUGGGAAUCUGAGACAAGCUGUUAUGUUGCCAGAAGGAGAGGACCUCAACGAAUGGAUUGCUGUUAACAUCUCCAGAUAUGAAUAUCAUUGGGCAGAUGGUACUAAUAUUAAAAAGCCAAUCAAAUGUUCUGCUCCAAAAUACAUUGACUAUUUGAUGACUUGGGUUCAGGAUCAGCUUGAUGAUGAAACUCUUUUUCCUUCUAAGAUUGGUGAGUUAAUGUUGUAG
Messenger RNA from Propithecus coquereli (Coquerel's sifaka), 570 nucleotides. It is a transcript of the gene MOB1A, whose product is annotated as MOB kinase activator 1A. The transcript is spliced from 3 exons. Gene Ontology annotation, molecular function: protein kinase activator activity. Gene Ontology annotation, cellular component: cytoplasm; nucleus. NCBI's taxonomy places the organism in Eukaryota, Metazoa, Chordata, Mammalia, Primates, Indriidae. The record is from RefSeq and is a predicted model, not a curated record. Bases 232 to 570 code for a protein of 112 amino acids. Gene Ontology annotation, biological process: positive regulation of protein phosphorylation; hippo signaling.